Molecule: messenger RNA, 3470 nt
Organism: Nestor notabilis (Kea)
Lineage: Eukaryota; Metazoa; Chordata; Aves; Psittaciformes; Psittacidae
Product: cytoplasmic dynein 2 heavy chain 1-like
Exons: 26
Biological process (GO): microtubule-based movement
Cellular component (GO): dynein complex
Molecular function (GO): dynein intermediate chain binding; ATP hydrolysis activity; minus-end-directed microtubule motor activity
Source: RefSeq, a predicted model, not a curated record
ACAUUACUUCAUGGAUAAUUUGUGAUGGUGACAUUGAUCCUGAAUGGAUUGAAUCUUUGAAUUCCGUUUUGGAUGACAACAGAUUGUUGACUAUGCCCAGUGGAGAAAGAAUUCAAUUUGGCUCAAAUGUCAACUUUAUAUUUGAAACUCAUGAUCUUAGCUGUGCCUCUCCUGCUACAAUAUCUCGAAUGGGAAUGAUAUUUCUGAGUGAUGAAGAUACAGAUCUUAAUUCUUUGAUAAAGUCUUGGCUAAGAAGUCAGCCUGAAGAAUGUAGAUACAACCUUGAAAACUGGAUUGGGGACUAUUUUGAAAAGGCCUUAAACUGGGUUGUGAGAAAGAAUGACUCUGUGAUAGAAACAAGUUUAGUUGGAACUGUGAUGAAUGGACUGUCUCAUCUUCAUGGAUGUACUGAUCAUGGACAAUUUAUUAUUAACUUGUUACGUGGUCUUGGUGGCAAUCUCAACACAAAAUCACGACAAGAAUUUGCAAAAGAGAUCUUCAGCUGGGCACAAGAAUCUCCACCAGAUCCAAGGAAGCCCCUGGACACAUACUAUGAUGCUGACACUGGACAGCUAAAGCAGUAUCAGCUGAAAAAACCUGAAAACCUAACAGCUGAUGACUUCAUUAAUCUCCAAACGCUUCCUGUCAUCCAAACCCCUGACAUGCAGAGAGGUUUAGAUUACUUUAGACCCUGGCUAGACUUUAACAAUAAGCAGCCAUUUCUUCUUGUGGGUCCUGAAGGAUGUGGAAAAGGUUAUGAAACAGGACCUUUGGGAAACCUGUGCUCUCCUGGAGCAACAGUUGAAAGACACAUGAGGUAUCCGGAGACACAUGAGGUUCUUACGUAUCAAGGAUUUUAUGAUGAAAAUCUGGAAUGGGUUGGCUUAGAAAACAUACAAAUUGUGGCUUCCAUGUGUGCUGGAGGAACAUUAGGAAGACAUAAACUUACCCCCAGAUUUACUUCUAUUGUUCGUCUCUGUGCAAUUGACUAUCCAGAAAGAGACCAACUGCUAGCUAUUUAUAGUGCCUACUUGGAACCUGUACUACAGAAAAACCUAAAGAAUCACCGUGUUUGGGGUUCUUUGCCAAAAAUACAUCAGCUAGCAGGAUUUAUGGUUCAAGUAUAUGAACAGGUACGAGCGAAAUUCACAGUCGAUGAUCAUAGUCACUACCUUUUUACACCAUGUAUUCUAACUCAGUGGGUUCUUGGUUUAUUCAGAUAUGAUUUAGCAGGUGGAUCAUCAAUACAAACUGCAGACUAUGUGUUGGAAAUCGUUGCUUACGAAGCACAUCGUUUGUUCCGUGAUAAACUUGUUGACAUGAAAGAACUUCAUAUCUUUGAUAAUAUUUUGAUGAAAGUGUUUCAAGGUGAUUGGGGCUCAGAUGUUCUGGACAAUAUGGCAGAUACCUUCUAUGUAACCUGGGGAGCUUGUCAAGAGGCAUUCAUCACACCAGGACAGGCACUACCACCACAUGGGAGGCCACUUGGCAAACUAAACUCAACAGACCUGAAAGAUAUCGUUCAAAAAGGUAUUAUUCAUUAUGGGCGAGACAAAAAAGAGAUAGAUAUCUUACUGUUCCAUGAAGUCCUCAGUUAUAUGUCUAAAGUGGACAGAGUGCUAAGUUUUCCUGGAGGAUCACUUCUUUUGGCAGGACGGAGUGGUGUAGGUCGUCGAACAGUUACCUCUUUAGUUAGUCAUAUGCAUGGAGCUGUUUUGAUUUCUCCCAAAAUUUCCAGAGGCUAUGAACUGAAGCAGUUCAAAAAUGAUCUUAAAUAUGUGAUGGAGCUUGCAGGCAUUGAAGCAAAGCAGGUGGUAUUGCUGCUUGAAGACUAUCAGUUUGUUCAUUCCACGUUCCUUGAGAUGGUCAACAGUUUAUUGUCUUCAGGAGAUGUUCCUGGGCUAUAUAAAAUAGAAGAAUUGGAACCAUUGCUAUCUCCUCUGAAGGAUCAAGCUUCACAAGAUGGAUUUACAGGACCAAUUUUCAACUAUUUCACAUACCGCAUCCAACAAAACCUGCAUGUUGUCCUGAUCAUGGAUUCUACCAAUUUAAAUUUCACAAUAAACUGUGAAAGUAAUCCAGCACUGUACAAGAAAUGUCAGGUUUUGUGGAUGGAAACGUGGUCAGAAAACAGUAUGAAAAAGAUACCGGAAAUGCUUCUGAAUGAUGCAGAUGAACAAGAAAAGACUGGAAAAGCACAUAAGGAACUUAAGAAAAAACACUCAGGCGAUUCUGAUUUUCUGAAGUCAUUUCUGGCAAUCCACGAAUCAUGUAAAAUGUAUGGAGCAACACCUAGCAGGUAUAUGACAUUCCUUCGUACAUACAGUACCAUCAAUAACAGUAAAAGAAGAGAGCUAAUAAAAAGGCAGAACCACCUGCAGGCAGGUGUUUCAAAGCUGAAUGAAGCUAAAGCCCUGGUAGAUGAACUGAACAGAAAAGCUGAAGAUUACCUAGUCAACAUGUCUAGUAGCAAACAGUCUCAGAGUGCUAGUGAACAAAAAACAGAAAUGGAAAAAAUAAAACACCGGAUAGCAGAAGAGGCUGCAGAAAUAGAAGAGAGAAAAAGAAAAAUUGAAGCGGAACUAAAAGAGGUUCAGCCACUGGUUAAUGAAGCUAAAUUAGCAGUUGGAAAUAUAAAACCAGAGUCUUUGUCAGAAAUCCGGUCACUACGGAUGCCCCCUGACAUAAUCAGAGACAUACUAGAAGGAGUUUUACGGUUGAUGGGAAUUUUUGAUACAUCGUGGGUGAGCAUGAAGAGUUUCUUGGCUAAAAGAGGAGUGAGGGAGGACAUAGCAACCUUUGAUGCUCGUAAUAUUCCAAAAGAAAUAAGAGAGAGUGUUGAAGAACUUCUUUCUAAGAACGGAACAUCUUUUGAUCCAAAGAAUGCUAAACGAGCCAGUGCUGCAGCUGCUCCAUUAGCAGCUUGGGUCAAUGCCAAUGUCCAGUAUUCCCAUGUCCUAGAACGAAUUCAGCCUUUGGAAAAAGAAAAGGCUGGCUUGGAAGCUAAUCUCAAGAAAACUGAAGACAGAAAACAGAAGUUAGAAAAUCUUUUGAACUCAGUUGGUCAAAAAGUAUCGGAACUGAAAGAUAAGUUCCAGAGUAGAACAACAGAAGCGGCAAAACUUGAAGCAGAACUAAGUAAAGCUCAUCAAACAUUGAAGGCUGCAGAGGUACUGAUAAAUCAGCUGGAUAGGGAACACAAAAGAUGGAGCACUCAGGUGUCAGAGAUAACAGAUGAACUGGCUAUGUUGCCUAAAAGAGCUCAGUUAGCAGCUGCAUUUAUUACAUACCUUUCUGCUGCUCCUGAGGAUCAGAGGAAAACCAGCUUGGAUGAAUGGACCAAAUCAGCAGGCCUUGAAAAGUUCAAUUUACGGCGUUUCCUGUGUACAGAAAGUGAGGAGUUAGUCUGGAAGAGUGAAGGUUUACCUUCAGAUGACCUUUCAAUAGAAAAUGCUCUUGUCAUUUUGCAG